Messenger RNA from Peromyscus eremicus (cactus mouse), 4255 nucleotides. RefSeq names its product 5-oxoprolinase, ATP-hydrolysing (gene Oplah). The coding region runs from base 61 to 4218 and encodes 1385 amino acids. Gene Ontology annotation, molecular function: 5-oxoprolinase (ATP-hydrolyzing) activity. The transcript is spliced from 27 exons. Lineage: Eukaryota; Metazoa; Chordata; Mammalia; Rodentia; Cricetidae. Gene Ontology annotation, biological process: glutathione metabolic process. Gene Ontology annotation, cellular component: cytosol. The record is from RefSeq and is a predicted model, not a curated record.
AGUCUCCUUUUCCUGGCCAGCCCACCGACUACUGGGCAGCUGCUGUGCCCGCUCCUGGGCAUGUCCCUUCUCAGCAGCUAUGAGGGCUUGCGACAGGAGAUCCAGCGGCUGGCACAGGAGAAUGAAGAGCUACGGCGGCUGGUGCAGCUCAUCCAGGAGAACCAAGAGCUGAAGCUAGUCCUUAGGAGCAGGGGUAGCAGCCUGGGAUUCUGUAGCUCCUCCGGCUUCCUGGCAGAGGUGACUGCCAAUCCCCGGCUACCCAGGCGUAAGAUAAUCAAAUUCAAGGAUGCUGAGAGAGUUCUCCCAGGGGUACCAGCUGAAGAGAUACUGCUGGACUCCAGACCCACCACCAUGGGCAGCCCAGAAGGGCGAUUCCAUUUUGCCAUCGACCGUGGUGGCACCUUCACAGACGUCUUUGCCCAGUGCCCAGGAGGGCAUGUACGUGUCCUGAAGCUGCUCUCAGAGGAUCCUGCCAACUAUGUAGAUGCGCCCACAGAGGGCAUCCGCCGCAUCCUGGAGCAGGAGGGAGGUGUGUCGCUGCCUCGAGACCGACCACUAGAUACCAGUCGCAUUGCCAGCAUCCGCAUGGGUACCACAGUGGCCACCAAUGCACUGUUGGAGCGACGUGGGGAGCGGGUGGCACUGCUCGUGACACGGGGAUUCCGAGACCUGCUGCAUAUUGGCACCCAGGCCCGGCCAGAUCUCUUUGACCUGGCUGUGCCCAUGCCAGAGGUUCUGUAUGAGGAGGUGCUGGAGGUGGACGAGCGAGUGGUGCUGUACCAUGGAGAACCAGGGGCCGGAUCUCCUGUCAAAGGCCGCACGGGGGACCUGCUCGAGGUACAGCAGCCUGUGGAUCUGGGAGCCCUGCGUGGGAAGCUGGAGGGGCUCUUAUCUCGGGGCAUCCGCAGUCUGGCGGUGGUGCUCAUGCACUCAUACACGUGGGCCCAGCACGAGCAGCAGGUGGGCGCACUGGCCCGGGAGCUGGGCUUCACACACGUGUCCUUGUCCUCGGAAGCCAUGCCCAUGGUACGCAUUGUUCCCCGGGGGCACACGGCCUGUGCUGACGCCUACCUCACUCCCACCAUCCAGCGCUAUGUGCAGGGCUUCAGCCGCGGCUUCCAGGGCCAGCUAAAGGAUGUACAAGUACUCUUCAUGCGCUCUGAUGGUGGCCUGGCACCCAUGGAGGCCUUCAGUGGUUCUAGGGCUGUGCUUUCUGGCCCUGCUGGUGGUGUGGUUGGCUACUCAGCCACUACCUACCAGCUGGAAGGUGGUCAGCCUGUCAUUGGCUUUGACAUGGGAGGCACGUCCACAGAUGUGAGCCGCUAUGCUGGAGAAUUUGAGCAUGUCUUUGAGGCUAGCACAGCUGGUGUUACCCUCCAGGCCCCCCAGCUGGACAUCAACACGGUGGCCGCUGGUGGGGGUUCCCGCCUCUUCUUCAGGUCCGGCCUCUUUGUGGUUGGGCCAGAGUCAGCAGGUGCUCACCCAGGUCCUGCCUGCUACCGCAAAGGGGGUCCUGUGACUGUGACAGAUGCCAAUCUGGUCCUGGGUCGCCUGCUGCCUGCCUCUUUCCCCUGCAUUUUUGGACCGGGAGAAGACCAGCCGCUGUCCCCGGAGGCAUCCCGAAAGGCUCUAGAGGCUGUGGCCACUGAGGUCAACAGCUUCUUGACCAAUGGACCCUGCCCAGCUUCCCCACUAAGUCUGGAGGAGGUGGCCAUGGGGUUUGUGCGUGUUGCCAAUGAAGCCAUGUGCCGGCCUAUCCGUGCUCUCACACAGGCACGAGGCCAUGACCCCUCAGCCCACGUGCUGGCCUGCUUCGGAGGAGCUGGUGGGCAGCACGCUUGUGCCAUAGCCCGGGCCCUGGGUAUGGACACUGUACAUAUUCACAGGCACAGUGGGCUGCUGUCGGCACUGGGGCUGGCCUUGGCAGAUGUGGUUCACGAAGCCCAGGAGCCCUGUUCCCUGUCUUACACACCCGAAACCUUUAUGCAACUGGACCAGAGACUGAGCCGCCUGGAGGAGCAGUGUGUGGAUGCCUUGCGGGCCCAGGGCUUCCCUAGGUCUCAGAUCAGCACUGAAGGCUUCCUGCAUCUUCGUUACCAAGGCACCGACUGUGCCCUGAUGGUGUCUGCCCAUCAGCAUCCGGCCACAGCCCGCUCACCCCGUGCUGGCGACUUUGGAGCAGCCUUUGUGGAGAGGUACAUGAGAGAGUUUGGCUUCAUCAUUCCUGAGCGGCCGGUGGUGGUAGACGAUGUGCGAGUGAGGGGAACUGGCCGGAGUGGACUUCGGCUGGAGGACACCCGCAAAGCCCAGAGUGGACCUCCGCGGGUGGACAAGGUGACCCAGUGCUACUUUGAGGGGGGUUAUCAGGAGACCCCCGUGUACCUUUUAGGAGAGCUGGGCUAUGGGCACCAGCUCCAGGGGCCCUGCCUUAUCAUCGACAACAACAGCACCAUCCUCGUAGAACCAGGUUGCCAAGCAGAGGUGACUGAGACAGGGGACAUCCGCAUUUCUGUGGGAGCUGAGGCUCCCAGCAUGGCGGGCACCAAACUGGACCCCAUCCAGCUGUCUAUCUUUUCACACCGCUUCAUGAGCAUCGCUGAGCAGAUGGGCCGAAUCCUACAGCGCACAGCCAUCUCCACCAACAUCAAAGAGCGCCUUGACUUCUCCUGUGCCCUCUUUGGGCCAGAUGGGGGCCUGGUCUCCAAUGCGCCCCACAUUCCUGUGCAUCUGGGUGCCAUGCAGGAGACUGUCCAGUUCCAGAUUCAGCACUUAGGAGCUGACCUGCAUCCUGGUGACGUGCUGCUCAGCAACCAUCCCAGUGCCGGGGGCAGCCAUCUUCCUGACCUGACGGUUAUCACCCCGGUGUUUUGGCCAGGCCAGACACGGCCCGUGUUCUACGUGGCUAGCCGGGGGCACCACGCAGACAUUGGAGGCAUCACGCCGGGCUCUAUGCCUCCUCACUCUACCGCACUGCAACAGGAGGGUGCCGUUUUUCUGUCCUUCAAACUGGUCCAGGGAGGCGUCUUCCAGGAAGAGGCGGUGACAGAGGCCCUGCGGGCCCCGGGCAAGAUCUCUGGCUGUAGUGGAACCAGGAACCUGCAUGACAACCUAUCGGAUCUUCGUGCCCAGGUGGCAGCCAACCAGAAGGGCAUCCAGCUGGUGGGAGAGCUGAUCGGGCAGUAUGGCUUGGAUGUGGUGCAGGCCUAUAUGGGUCAUAUUCAGGCAAACGCUGAACUAGCAGUACGAGACAUGCUUCGGGCUUUUGGAACCUCCCGGCAGGUCCGGGGCCUGCCCCUCGAGGUGUCUGCGGAGGACCACAUGGAUGACGGCUCUCCUAUCCGCCUGCGUGUUCAGAUCAACCUGAGUCAGGGCAGCGCAGUGUUUGACUUCAGCGGUUCUGGGUCCGAGGUGUUUGGCAAUCUCAACGCCCCGCGGGCCAUAACGCUAUCUGCUCUCAUCUAUUGCUUGCGCUGUCUAGUGGGCCGUGACAUCCCGCUUAACCAGGGUUGCCUGGCUCCUGUGCGUGUAAUAAUUCCCAAAGCCUCCAUCUUGGACCCAUCCCCAGAGGCAGCAGUGGUGGGUGGCAACGUGCUCACGUCUCAGAGAGUAGUGGACGUCAUUUUGGGAGCUUUUGGGGCCUGUUCAGCCUCCCAGGGCUGCAUGAACAACGUGACCCUGGGCAAUGCCCGUAUGGGAUACUAUGAGACGGUGGCUGGUGGUGCGGGCGCGGGACCUGGCUGGCAUGGGCGCAGUGGUGUACACAGUCACAUGACUAACACACGCAUCACGGACCCGGAGAUUCUGGAGAGCCGGUACCCGGUUAUCCUGCGGCGCUUUGAGCUGAGGCCAGGCUCUGGGGGCCGAGGUCGCUUCCGGGGAGGUGAUGGCGUCAUCCGAGAGCUGGUCUUUCGGGAAGAGGCGCUGCUGUCCGUGCUUACCGAGCGCCGGGCAUUUCAGCCUUACGGCCUCCACGGGGGAGAGCCUGGUGCACGAGGUUUAAACCUCCUAAUCAGAAAGGAUGGGCGCACGGUGAAUUUGGGCGGGAAGACAUCUGUGACCGUGUACCCUGGGGACGUGUUCUGCCUUCACACGCCUGGCGGUGGGGGCUACGGAGACCCGGAGGACCCAACACCACCACCAGGCUCGCCCCCACUAUUUCCAGCCUUCCCAGAGCGGGGCAGUGUAUAUGAGUACCGCCGUGCCCAGGAAGCUGUGUGAGUGCCUCACAAUAAAGAUCCUUUGAGUUGCACGGUUA